Macrobrachium nipponense is the source of this 1242-nucleotide messenger RNA. RefSeq lists its product as uncharacterized. The record is from RefSeq and is a predicted model, not a curated record. The transcript has 4 exons. The coding region runs from base 96 to 443 and encodes 115 amino acids. NCBI's taxonomy places the organism in Eukaryota, Metazoa, Arthropoda, Malacostraca, Decapoda, Palaemonidae.
GUGGAUCAGAGCAAAGGAGUGAGUGGCUCUGCAAGGGUUGCUGGGACUUUCGAAUUUGUUCGCUGGUUAAAGGGAGGAGGACCAAAGCGCCGAUCAUGAACCUCGAGGAAGUUGGUUCUCAGCUUCGUCAAGUUCUGGAAAAGGAAGAGUUGUUGGCCCUUGCUGCUGGAAUAAAGGACAACUACCCCUAUUGCAUAGAAAUGUACAACACUUUGCUACUGACUGCCAGGGGACUGAACGCUUGCUUCCAGUACGAGAUCUACAUACCGAGGAAUUACCUGGAGUCACAUAUCAUCAUUUCGAGGUCAUUGAUUGAAAAGAAGAACAUGAGCAUAUAUUGCAGAGAGGAAGAUGUUCCUCUGCUCAUCAGAGUAAUGAAGGGCAGUCGUUUCUUGGAUAUAGUUAAGGAACUACCAGUCAAUGUCUUUUUCAUAUCAAGCUAACAAUUAGAUGCAGUAUUUGAGACACUUCAGAUAAUACUUGAGAGGCGCGUCCAGAAAGAUCAGUAUUUAUGUAACGCCUAUGAAACUCGACAAAAAAGUCCUCUGAGGUAAGCCCUUCGUGGGAUGACUCAACUCUCCCUUUUAAUUUUGUUAUUUCAAAGUAGUUUAACAAGACAACGGAAUCACAUUACUAGACUGAACAAUUUCGUUAACAGUGAUCAGUGCAAAGAUAUAAUUAACGUUAGAGAAAUGGGCAGAUAAUGUUAAAUUGCAAUUUUAGAAUUAGUCAAAUAAUAAAAAGUAUAUGUUGGAGCAACUGUGGUGAAGGAAUCUUCAAGGAACUUUUAGUGCCACUGUUCCUAACAAAUAGUAUUUUUUGAGACCACUAUUACUCACUUAACAGUAACGACAAAUGAGGAAUUUUAGGGAGACAGAAUAAACUGUUCAACAUGUGUUGUGUGGUCAAAAUGACAACGUUUAAUUAAAAGGAGAGAAUUCCUAACUUGGAAAUGUGACCUACCUUCGAUGUUCCCAUUGCCUUUCCUCUCUGUAUAGCUGAAAUCAAUCAUUAAAUCUUAGGCUAAUUCAGAUUCUUGAGAUACGAAAAAUAGUCUUUAUUUUCCCCAAAAUAGCUUAUAUGAAAAUGAAAUCAUAUGAAUCUAAAAUCCCAAACCAUGAGAUGCCAAUACUGUUAGGCAUAAUCAUAUUGAAUAGCACUAUCACUACUUAUUCUCACUGUCAAAUAACCCCCAACAGUCUUUCUCAAAUACAUGUCUAGAGAAUUCAUUUUAGAUAGUGA